AUGAUAGAAGCGAAUUAAACUUUGACGUAACAGUCUAAAUUCUGAACUUUGCUGAGCUGAUUCUCCUGGAAAUGCACUGGGAAUUAUAACGAAAAACAUAUUGUCCCUUAAUCGUUCAACUUGUAUAUGGUUUAGGGAUCAGAUAAUAUUAAAUAUACAAAAUGGAAGAUAUACAUAGAAAAAGUGAAAUUUUCCAUAUACUUGGUAUGCCAACACACAUCCUGAAGUAUGGAACUACAGGACAGUCAGGGGUUGUAUUUCUCAUUAUACCAGGAAAUCCUGGUAUAGCUGAAUAUUAUGAUGAGUUUAUGAAAGUUCUCUAUCAGAAUAGUAAAUAUACCAUUCCAGUCUGGACUAUUUCUCAUGCAGGACAUGUGUCAAUACCAAAAUCUUCAGAUAAUCUAGCCAUAGAGAAAGCAUCAUACAGUGUCUGCUCAUUGGAAGGACAAAUCAAACACAAGCUUACAUUUAUAAAGGACAACAUUCCAACCAAUGUAAAACUUGUUCUGAUUGGCCAUUCCAUAGGAUGUUAUAUGAUUUUAAAACUAUUAGAUGAUCUUGAUCACCAGGUGUUACGAUGUUUCAUGUUGUUUCCAACAAUUGAAAGAAUGGCGGAAUCACCAAAAGGACAAGUGGCGACACCUUUACUGAAAUAUUUAAGAUGGCUAGGAGCAUUAAUUGUGCAAGGACUGUCAUAUCUUUCCCCACAUAUGCAAUUUAGGUUGAUUUUAUGGUAUUUCCGUGGCAAGACGGUGCCAGAUUGUAUUUACAAUGCCUCUAUGUCCUUAUUCGAUUCAUUCUGUGUUAGUAAUGUUAUGUAUAUGGCAAACAUGGAAAUGCAGAAAGUUCAAAAACUUGAUGAAGAUUUGAUAAAGAGACAUUUGUCAAAAAUCAGUUUCUAUUAUGGUUCUGAUGAUCACUGGUGUCCAAAGUCUUAUUAUUAUGAAUUCAGAGACAAAUUUCCUCAUGCAGACACUCGUUUAUGUAAAGAUGAUCAUGACCACGCAUUUGUUUUGGAAGGAAGUCAACAAAUGGCAGAUAUUCUUUCAUCGUGGGUUGAAAGAGACCUGCAUAAAAUUAAUGAUUGAUUAUAAGGUCUAGGAUAUUGAAUUCAUCUAUAAAUGUACAAAUGU
This is a messenger RNA of Mytilus trossulus (common blue mussel), 1133 nucleotides long. RefSeq names its product lipid droplet-associated hydrolase-like. Gene Ontology annotation, molecular function: lipase activity. The record is from RefSeq and is a predicted model, not a curated record. The transcript is spliced from 4 exons. Gene Ontology annotation, biological process: lipid storage. Bases 162 to 1088 code for a protein of 308 amino acids. Lineage: Eukaryota; Metazoa; Mollusca; Bivalvia; Mytilida; Mytilidae. Gene Ontology annotation, cellular component: lipid droplet.